UGGUUGGCGCGCAAACUCGAUUGUGAAUGCAAUGUUGGUUGGUGUGUGUGUCAAGUCGGAUAUUGUCGUCGAUAGGUCGUAGAGGUCCGGCGAUCGUGGACCGAUCACCGUCUAUGUCUACGUCUACGCUGUCCUGUGGUGGUGUGGACUAGCACCACGGCGCAAACUAACUUAGUGACACUAACAUGAAACUGGGCUGAUGGUUCACUGGUUGAGUUAAGUGUUUAAGCGUUUAGUAAGGUAGAGCCCGACCGACCGAGUGCCGAGUAUAUGUGUAUGACAUAACGAAGAGUCGGGACAGGAGACCCGUAAUCGGCGACCUUUAAACACAGUGACGUGCACUAAUGGGGGAGUUUAGUUUGAGUGGUAAUGCAACAAACAUCGGGAUAAGUGCAGUGGAAAUAUCCUUAAACACGACGACAAAGAGUUCGAAUUCGAAUCAGAAAUUUUAUACCACACCUUCGGCUACAUCUACUACGGUGGUGUGCAGUGCUAACGAUACGGCAGCAGAUUGUAACCUUUCGACAAUGCAAGAUGAACAAAUCACUGACAAAACCGGUGUCAGUGGUUCAGCUUCCGGUGCUAGCAGUGAAGACAUCGGCGACGACCAACCCGUAGUUGCAACGACCGAUAAUAAAAGUGCGUCCUUAUCAUCUCCGAGCGGCGCAAAAGAUGCAUCGUGCAUGGAGGGCAAUCUGCUCGGAACAGCUGGCCCCAUCCAUCCUUCCGCAGACAAAUUAAACGAGCAGCAACAAGCUCCUCUUCCGAAUAAAGUCGUGUCCGCGUUACCGCCUCUCUUCCAUCCGGUCGAGGCGCCGCCAGGCAAUCACGGGCCCCACGGCCCCAUGUGGUCCACAGCCAUCGAGGAUGGCUAUUCAGCCAACCUGAAUAACCUGAACGGUGGAGCCGUGGUUCCAGUCGGGCCCGCCAACGGAGCCGGCGGCAAUUUACCCUUUCAAAACUACUCGAGCGGGCCCCAACAGCUAUACAGCAACAACAUGAAUCAGGCGAACCAGCAAGGGAGGCGAGCCAUCACGGCCAGCCACAAUUUUCCGCAUAACAUGGCCCGCCAGCAGUCCAGCCACGCGCUCUACAAGGGCUACGGCGGCGGCGGCGGCGGCGGCGGAGGGUCCUGGGCGAAUCCUGGCCAAAAUUGGGCCGCCGGCAACUCUUCCGUAUGGAAUCGCGGCCGCAGCGUGCCCAACCUCACCCCCUUGCAACAGCAACAGAUGGGGGUCGCGGCUGCUGGCCGAAAGCCCAGCCCUACUUUCAAUCAGCACCAACAAGUUAUCUCUCCGGUCAAAUUCAGACGGAGCACUUCAUAUCCUGGAAAAGGACCUUUUCCACAACCACCCACCUUCGAAAUUACCAAUAUGGACGAGGCCAGAGAACUACUUCCCUAUCAGGACCGUUGUAGCGUAGUUAAUGCAAAUGGAAGCAGUCCUUUAGAAAAUAUGAGAGGCUUAGAGCACUAUUUAAAUGAUAUUAUGAGACCACAACCUGAUAAUGAUAUGAAAGGGUUCAUAAGCUGCAAUCCACAACAAUUUCAAUCAUUGCAGUUACACGGCAAAUAUUUUCCUGGCUUGGACGACCAGGCCGGACCUGUUCUUUUGGAGGAGCCAUCUUUGGUGGAAACGGUAUUAACCGGUGGCAAUCAGCCUCUCAGCUCACCUUCGAGGUCAUCCCCUCAUUCUCAAGGUUCUGAAGGUGGCGAGAGAUUUUCGAGGAAAGUGUUCGUUGGCGGUCUGCCACCUGACAUCGAUGAAGACGAGAUAACCGCUAGCUUCAGACGUUUUGGACCAUUGGUAGUGGACUGGCCUCACAAGGCGGAAAGCAAAUCGUAUUUUCCACCGAAAGGUUACGCAUUCCUGCUGUUCCAGGAUGAAAAUUCAGUGCAGAGCCUAAUUGACGCAUGCAUAACAGACGAGGACAAGCUUUAUCUAUGCGUAUCGUCGCCUACAAUCAAAGACAAACCUGUCCAGAUACGACCAUGGAGAUUGUCGGAUGCCGACUUCGUUUUGGACGCAUCCAUGCCCCUGGAUCCCAGGAAAACUGUUUUUGUUGGGGGAGUACCAAGACCAUUGAAAGCAGUCGAACUGGCAAUGAUAAUGGACCGACUCUACGGCGGCGUUUGCUACGCCGGAAUCGAUACAGAUCCAGAGCUGAAGUAUCCCAAAGGAGCCGGAAGGGUCGCUUUCAGUAACCAGCAGAGCUAUAUAGCGGCCAUAAGCGCUCGAUUCGUCCAGUUGCAGCACGGCGACAUUGAUAAACGCGUAGAGGUCAAACCUUACGUUCUCGACGACCAAAUGUGCGAUGAAUGCCAGGGACAGAGAUGCGGAGGAAAUAUUACUGUGAGCAUUGCUGGGCAACAAUCCACGCCCGUCCAGGCAGGGAGUUCCAUAAACCGUUGGUAAAAGAAGGAGCUGAUAGACCAAGGGCUGUGCCAUUUCGUUGGUGUUAACGGAAGAACUGCUAGCAGUAGUGGCGGCCACAGAAGCGUUGGCAAGUUCAGUCGGUUAGCGUAUUAAUUAACAAUCAAAUGGGUACCAGAAGAUCCAAAAACGUAGUUAAAUGAAAAUAUUAAACCAACAAGUAAAAGAAGAGGUGUUGCCUAAACAUACACACCGUGCUCCGUUUUAACUGCGAUUCGUUUAUCAAAGUAGCGGUAGGUUUUGCUUGAAAAAGCAGGACUCGAAGCGCAAUUUUCUUGUAGAUUAAAGGUGUAACUUUUAUAAUUAGUUAAAAUUAACGUAUUUUUGAGAAGAUUUAUUCGAUGUGUAAAUUGUUAUGAAAUGGGCAAUACUGGAGUACCAUUAUUAGAUGUACUAAUGAUAAUACCGCCGCCAUGUUGCUGAUUAGCUUAUUACCAUACCCUGGUGACUUGGUGGCGAGCAAAAAAUAUUGGUGUAUAGGUAAUCGUUUGGUUGUUUAUUAUUUGAAUGACUUGCCGACUGAGUGCUCUUGGCUAGCAGUCUGCUGAGUGCAUAGGCAUAAUAAUUAUCUAGUAGCAAUUAUACAUAUUUAUAUACGGAAUACAUGUAAUGUAAUCAAUUAUCUAACCAAUUCUGUACGGCGCCUUAUGGUAGCGAGUGAGAAGACCUCCAUGGCUUUGCGCAGCAGUCUCGGCAGGCCACUUUAUUAUGUACAUGUUAAUGUUAGCGCAUCGGGAAUUAAAUCUGCCGAUGCUGCGUAGUCAGAACUUUCAGGGUAUUGUAAAUACUAGUCUAAUCUGCGCACUGCUGCGCGGCCAAGGUCGUUUUUAACGCUUAGCCCGGCGACCAAUUAGUCCCAUGUACCUGACACCGGCGGUCACAAUCCACAUUCUUCAUGAUUAUUCAUCAAAAUGCCUCAGCACCAAGACACAUCGGUCUCUGGCUUACUGAACACUUUUUUAUUCGACAAAACAUUGCUCUAUUUUGCUUACGAGGUUUAAGCCAUCCAAAUGACAUACUUCCCACACAGCACAUACAUCCAUUGGACGUCCAGCGGACGACCAUUGUACGUCCAUUUGACGUCCACUGGACAUCUUGUGCUGUAUGGGUUAUCUUUUUUUUUAAGAAAUUAAAUCGACAAAAGACCACAUACAAAAAAAUAAUUUUAUCCGAAAUCGGCAGUAAAGUAGUCAACAAUCGACAGUAAAGCCGAUUUAAUACGAGUAUUGUAUGCAACCCAUUAUACAUUUUAAGAUGUGUCUACUGCUCCUCAGCAGCAACUAAAUAUACUACUACUAAAUACGAAUGAAAAAUUGUUCAGUUCACGAAUCGUCGAAAUUAUGGGUCAAUUAAGUCUAAUAAGGUAUACCUAUAGUGAUUGCCAACGAAACGUUUUAAAAAAGUAUCAAACAAAAGAGGUUAUAUCCUAUUAACAAUUUUUGUUUGGGGCUUGGUUGAGUGUUCCACCGGCACAUCCGAUCUACAAUUACAAUCUUAUUGGACGUUUUGAUUGAUCAUGAUCAAAAUGAGAGGAAAAAAAGUGGGGGUAUUAGCCGCCGGUCCCUGCCUAUAGUAAUUCACCUAACCCCGAACCCUUUCGAUUUGGCUGCUUGCAUUGGUACUUGUGGUGGUUGGAUUGAGAGGUAGCAUCCUUUGGCUCCUUUUGCUUCCUGCUUUUUGUCCGCCAACUUGCUAUUUGCAUUUUAUACCAUCCUUUUUUUCAUGUGUGAUACCAUAGACGUCUUAAUGUAUUAAAUGAAUUGCACGGAUAUGUAUAGUAUAUAUUAUUAUAUAUAUAUAUAUAUAGUAUCAGCUACUCUAAGACUUUGUAUUUUUUAAAUUUGAAUUUUUAUACUAAACUGUUAUAAAUGGUGAUUAGUAAAUUUUGAUGUGUGCAAUAAAUUUGUACCGGGACGGCCAUUGUAAAUUGGUUUUCUUGGUGCUGUAGAGUUUAUCUUUAAUUGUAAAUCAUUAAAUAAUUCCUAGGUAAUUGAUAAAUGUAUGCUAAGUGACAAAACAGCUUAUGAACAGGCAACCAAACAGAUUAGUUGAGAGUACCAAGGUAUGACUAAAAGACUGGUUAUGCUUAAGACAGAUUACCAACAAAUCAAUCAUUGUGCACACAAAGUCGUUUGGCAAAACAUGCAGCUAGUCUGGUGUGUAAAUUUGAUUGGUUUGGUGGCGAUUAAAAGCGUGUCAAAGGAGGAUUUUUCUAUUCUAUAUAAUUAAUUUUAACAUCCUAUUAAGAUCUAGCGAGGUUUAGAUUGACGUAGAUGUAAAUAGUGUAUAGUAAUUUGUUAUUUUUUGUGGGUUUUUUGUUAGUUAUUUAGGUAAUGUUUUAGCUUCCAACUAGUCAAAGAUAGAAAGAGAAUGUGUUGAUCGUGCUGUAUACUGUAUGAUUGUCUGUUUAUAGAAAAUGUGAUAGGACAAUGUCAUGCCAAAGUAUUUCCAAACUAAACUAAUACCAAUAUUAAGAAAAGUGAAUAGGAUUUUUUGAACAGACUGACUACUGUUGGGGAAAUUUGGCUUGUCGCUUCAGCAUUCAUCACACAAAUGUAAAUCAACCAUCUACAAAAUGGUACAAAAAACAUAAUGUAAUGUCGAUAUGAUUUUUAAACAUUUACACUCCUUUUUCUACUGUUUGUAUAUUAUUGCUCCCCCCCAAGGAGGAGACAGCUCGUGGAUGGAAUGAGAUGAGACAUUUGUAUCAAAUCUGUAGACAUUUGUCGUUUUUAUCUAAUGAUUAUAUAACUUUUUAUCCGUUUAUGAGAUUUAAAAGUGAAUGCAGCGGUCAGAAAUCAAACUGGCCGUCUUCAUAUUUUCAUAUGUAAACUCCGUAUUUAUUGGAAGUCUUUAAAGUUGUAUAUUUUUUACUUUUUAUAACUGUUUUCAAGGCUUUUUAGUUGUUUACUAUUUCUAACAUGGAAUGGAAAGCUGAAAUAAUUUUGCAAACACCGUCAGACUGUUUGUUCUACGUUGAGAACGCUAGCGUCAAGAAAGACUUAAAAAUCUUGUUGGUAAAAUGAAGCUGGCAGAGGGUUGCAAAGCUAUUUUGCAUAGAAAAUAUAUAACAUCAACAUCAGAGACUGUCCUGGGACAGCUGGUUGCAGUGUAUAUCUGGCCAAUUGUUGAUUUAAUAUCAUUUUCUGAAAAUUUGUAGUUACCGUUAGUGCAAUAUGCAUCGGGCUGUGUCGACCAUCUUUACGCAAGAUGAGAUGGAUGAUAGGUGAAUUUUAGCCCGAUUAGGGAUAGUCAAUUUGUUCGGAUUCUUAUUGUUGGCCACUCAGUUUUUUCGGUUUUUGCCCGUUUCAACUGACAUGGCUCUUUGACUAGCACCAAAGUAGAACUAUUAAUUAUUAAUAUUAUUGUAUUAUUUUUUUGUAAUGCGUCUUUACAAAAUAUUUAAAUUGUUUUUAUAAUUAUUUUAUACACUUUUAUAUGUUUGUUAGUCAAUUUGAGGUAAGAUUUUUAAACAACUUCAAAACGAAGUUCCUCA
Molecule: messenger RNA, 5928 nt
Organism: Brassicogethes aeneus
Lineage: Eukaryota; Metazoa; Arthropoda; Insecta; Coleoptera; Nitidulidae
Source: the annotation of a GenBank genome assembly